GGGGUGCCAGUCUUCGUAAAUAUAAGAACAUGCUUUGCGUGGGAAAGUAGUAAUCCAUCAGGCAAUCUAGCAAGUACGCUUGAGAUUGUUCGGCGGAAAGUAUGGGGCAGCAGCUGCAAAAGCUUCGUAAGAUGAAUAACACAGAAGAUGAGGGGAUUGAGACAUCACUGGACAUGGACUGGGUAACCUCAUUGGAGAAGAAGGUGUCAGACACAAAAUUUAGGGCCAGAAACAGAGAGCCAACAAUAUACAGAGUCCCGUAUAUCUUGAAAAUGGUCGACCUCGAAGCCUUUGCGCCAUUGAUCGUCUCGCUCGGCCCCUACAACCUCGACAAAGGUCAUCUAAAGUCCAUGAAUCAGCUCAAAUGGAAGUACCUCAAGUUUGUCCUCGAGGAGCUGAACCCUCGUAUGGUCUUGGAGGACUACCUGAUUCGGUUCAAGGAUCUGGAAACGCAAGCACGCGUUGCCUAUUCGGAGGAAGUGGAGAUAGCAGCAACAGUUUUCUUGAAAUGAUGUUGCUGGACGGAUGCUAUGUGAUGCUUACAAUAGUGGAGUGGAACAUCGUGAAGGAGAUUAUUUCAUGGACUCAAUUUGAAGUACCACAAGAUUGGCGCACAAUAGUAGAGAGCAACUUAAAGACGAAGAUUUCAGAAGAGAAUACCUUGUUGACUCGAAGGGUAGUAGCACGAGAUAUUCUCAUGCUCGAAAACCAGCUUCCUUUCUUUCUUCUUGAAACUUUGUACAAAGCUGCAUUUCCUCCCGGCCCUUCCUUUCGAAGCCUAACACUCGAGUUCAUCCGCGGACAUUUCUCAAUAAACUUGAAACUUCCCAAAGACAACGACAAUGAGACUUUUCAUCACAUAAUUCAUCUUUUUCUUUCUUGCAUUGAUCCGACAACAAACCAUGGCAAUGGCAAUAGCAAUGAGUCCUCCACAUUUGGCAAUCGCCUUGUCCAUGACAUAUCAUGGAUUCCCAGGGCU
Zingiber officinale is the source of this 979-nucleotide messenger RNA. Its product is annotated as UPF0481 protein At3g47200-like. Bases 102 to 512 code for a protein of 136 amino acids. Lineage: Eukaryota; Viridiplantae; Streptophyta; Magnoliopsida; Zingiberales; Zingiberaceae. The record is from RefSeq and is a predicted model, not a curated record. The transcript is spliced from 2 exons.